Molecule: messenger RNA, 3529 nt
Organism: Pseudocercospora fijiensis CIRAD86
Lineage: Eukaryota; Fungi; Ascomycota; Dothideomycetes; Mycosphaerellales; Mycosphaerellaceae
Exons: 9
Coding region: 1-1644 (547 amino acids)
Source: RefSeq, a predicted model, not a curated record
AUGGGCUUUCCUUGUGGAGAGAUCCUAUCGAGACCUUUGAGAACUGGCGCAAAAUUCGGUCGCUUCCGGCAUAUUUCUGGGGAACCCUCAAAGACGGACGCCACUUUGUAUCUUGUGAUAGCUCGCCUAUGCCUACCACUACGUCGUCAUGGAGUCGCGUGGUUGAAGGAGCUCGUGACGGCUCUCAAUGAAGCCGAGAGUUGUUCGCUAAACCUCCCAGUACGACAGCGGACCCAUCGUUUCUCUGUGGCCUUCAGCACAUUACACGGUCGUGGGGUCUACGAGAUUCUUGUGCUACGCGUGCCGACGACUUCAGCAGUGACCUGCCGACCUCUCGAUGUCUAUCAAGGAGUUCUGUAUGUCAAUUCCGAGUACUGCGCGCAUGCAAAGCUCUGCAACAAUCAAAUUAUCUGGAGCGUGGACUCUGGGAGCAAGGGUUCGUCAGCCUUGAACAAUUCAGGACUGGCAAUGCCGCACUCACUUUUGGAGAAGGAAAUACUUGUGCAGACGUCGGAAAUGUCCACAAUGUGUGCCCUUUCUUGGCCCGACAGUCAAGACGCAGAGUUCCCAGCGCGCUUCGAGGUGGGUCAAGGAGCAACACCAGCAGCCUUACGGGAUCCCUGGCGACUGCUGUCAACAAGCACGUUUCCUCAAUUGCUGGAACGGCAACGGUACACGAACCUAACGUUCGAGAAAUUGGGAUCAGAACUGGUUCUUCCAUUCAUCUUCUCUUCAAUGCGCCUAAGCAUAAUCGGUGGCGACGGCUCGAGAAUGACUGGCAUGGUCAGACUCUUCGACCCGACGAUGGUCAACGACGACGGAAGAAGGCACUUCAUCCAGGGCACUGUUGCUGAUGAGCUCGCUUCGCCUGAGGCAGUUCGUGAACACGUAGGAACACACACAGUUGGAAGCCAAUCCAAAGCAUCUGUGGACGAUCUAACCUCUCCUCAUAUGGCACCAAAGCGACUUGCUUUCCAGCUAGUCACCGGUGCAGCCAAUCCACUCCCCAGCAAACUUUCAGAUGGCGCCGAAGAGCUUCCGACUCUACUCCUCGACAAUGCUCAGCUGAACUUGGAAUUGCAGCUGCUCUUAUAUAUGGCAACGAAAUACCCCAUGAGCGACGACGACCUGAAAAACUUCAGCGAUGGCAUUAGACCAGUGGAAGGUAGUGAGAAGGGCAAGCUGCCCCCUGAGCUCGGCUCGAUGCUUGAUGGUGACCUGGCAUCGUGGCUCAAAAAUACUUACGUCCCAGGAUUCAUCGCUACUCGAAUCAUUGCCAUGGAUCCCAGCUCAAAAACAGCCUGGCGGGUCAAUUUCAGCGACUCGGAAGUAGCAAAUGUCAAUCAUUGGUUUAGUGGUAAAGGCAAAGGAUGUCUCAGUCAGGCGCCGGAGUACACGCAACUGAACGAGCUGGCGGCAAGGUACGCGCUGCUUCAAGCGUUCCCCCGCGUCCAAGACUAUCUCAACGACACCGAGCCAGAUGAGAACGGUAGGCAAGGCGGAGAGAAGUGGGCAUCGGCUCUAUACCAUUCACAAGGCCGAGGUUACGCUCUGGCAGCACUCGCGAAUACGACUAACGUCAAGGCCAGGACCAAGGUUCAAGUGGUGUGUAAUGGUAAAUCAUUCCCAGACCUGAUGUUUUGAAAUUCGUAUUUCUCAACGCUCUAUCGCUAGCGUAUUCAGCAUCAAUCAAAAAGAGCUCAAGUCUCACGGGUCCAUGCAACCCAUCGAACCUCUUGCCAAACGACGAAAAGCCCUAUGCCAUUAGAAUUGUUGAAGCACUCAAAGCAUACAAAGCUUCUGGUUUUAAGCAAGAUACAUCGGGCUUCAAGCUGACCCUGACUCCGAGCUUGAAUAUCAGUUUCUGCACGAUGCUGUCCUUGGCUUGUGGGAACAGCUACUCGAUAAGAAACCAGGAUCGCUUGGGGUUAGCUUGGCUGGCCAAUUGAUGCAAGAUGCCAAUCAGUUAGUGGAGGACAUGAAUAUCGAUGCUACUAAAACGGCCGCGGAGAAAGCAGCUGUGAUGACCGCGCAAGCUUCCAACCUCAUAGAACUAAUUGCACAAGCACCGAAGAAAAUCGGUGAAGCUACCAAAGGCAUUGAAAAAGCUUUUGAGUCAGUACAGAACGCUCUGAACAUGGUAAAGAACUCCAAGUUGAUGAAGCUCAUGGGUCCCGUCAUGGCUGUUGCUACGGCAGCAAUUUUCGCGUGGUCCGCAUAUGGCGCAUACCGAGAUUGGAGCAACCUUUCUAUAGACGAUCGAGCUAUCCUCAUCCUCUCGACCGUACAAACAACUUUGCAGAGGCUUGAGGAUGGCGCCAAGGCAUUCUCACCACUCUUCAAAUCUCUUAGAAGAACUGGUCCAGAGGUCAGCAUUGCUCCACGAGAUACUAUUGCUGGUUCAAUUGAAGAGAACACUGAGCUUCGACUACCUGAGAACUCGGAAAAGGGACAAGUGGAGAUCGAGCUUAUCGAUCAUGCCGAUGAGCUCCCCGGAGGUGUGGCAGACCAAGAAGCCGAAGCACAGCAAGUCGCCGAUGAUGUGUCGAACGUGGCAGAACUAGGCGCGGAAGACGCAGCAGAGGUGGCGAUAGGAGCAGACGUUGAAGCUGCAGCGACCAAAUUGGGCGCUUUAUUCGCCAUCGGUGGAAAGAUCAUCAAGGGCCUACUCGGGUGUAUGGAGCGACGUCUCAACAUUACCAAUUUUGUCAUUAUGGGACUCUCUGUCAUCGCUCCUAUCGCUGAGGCCGGCAUUGCAAUCCUUGCUGCCGGCGCAGAGGGCAUUGCACUAUCGGUUGCAGCAGGUGCCAUGGCCAUCUGCUCCUGGGCAGGUCCGGCACUCCUGGUUGCGGGCAUCGUUAUCGGCAUUCUAAUGCUUUUCCACCAGCACACUCCGGACCCUCCUUUAUCCGCGCUAGAGCAAUGGAUUCAGGAUCAUGGAAAACCUUUCGUCGAUCCUCUGAAAGAUCCGCCGACUUCCGAGCUGACUUGGACGGUAUCAUCCCUUCAAAAAGACGCAAAGGAUCAGACGCUGAGGAUCAAGGGCGUCAACAAUAUCAAGACGACAGUAACGCUUGCGAAUGUGCAGAUCGAGUUCCCAUCUGGUGGCUCUCCGGGCAUGCUGUUCUCCGAGCAAGACUUUACUGCCGCCAAAAGUGAUGCUAAGACACUGUCUCCGGGCCAGAUUCAAGUCAGUAGUGCUCUUUCACCCGCCCCGGAACUCCAGAUCAUCCACACGGAGGCUAUUCCUGGCAAAACAGCAGUACAAGAGUCGUUGACUUGGCUGUGCAAAAUCGUUGGCGUGAGGCCGUCGAAUAGUGACGUCGAAGAGGCCCGACCAUUCCUGAGGCUCGGUGUUGGACAGCAUAUUGAGAUUGCUAUCGAUGGCACGGUGAUGGUGCCAGGGAAGGAUGAGAAGGGCAGUGAGGUGAAUGAUCCUUCUGUUACGAUCCAUGCGGACUGGGUUGAUGAUAAGAACAAUCCUUGGGAUCAGUGGGAGUCUGUAUUGCCGAUUGUGUGGACAACGUGA